Messenger RNA from Lathyrus sativus (Indian pea), 2241 nucleotides. NCBI's taxonomy places the organism in Eukaryota, Viridiplantae, Streptophyta, Magnoliopsida, Fabales, Fabaceae. The record is from the annotation of a GenBank genome assembly.
AUGUCUAACGGAUCUCCCUCUUCCCUUCCCGCUGACGCCGACGACCGAUCAUCACCGUCGCCGGAACUAGAUUCCAAAAAUCACAGCAUCGCUGAUGUACCUAAAGAGGAAACAUCCGCUGCUCCUCUUCCGCCGACCACCAGAAGCAACCGCCCUUCCCGAGCUUGCACGAUUCGUGCCGCUUCGAGAAACUAUUCUUCUCAGCCGGUAAUCGAGCGGAAACCGAAGAAAGAGCAACGACGGGAGGAACCGGAGGAGUCUCCUUCUCCGCCGCAAUGUAGUAACAGUAAGAUUGUUACGCCGCUUGUGGAGACCCCGUCUGAGUCGCAGCUCUCGCGGUGGAACUUGCGGUCCAUGUGGGAGUUAGCUUCUGUACUCAAUUUCUUGAAUUUGUUUAGACCUCUGUUGAAUAUUUCACUUGAAUUCUCGGCUGAAGAGUUUGAGACGGCUCUUCUUAAUCCCAAUGACACUUUGUUUUACAUUCACAUGCCUUUGCUAAAGGCAAUCCCUCCUGUUACACGAAUGGCACUCACACGUGAUACUUGGAUAACCGUAUUAUGCAGAAAAUUGAGAGAUUGGUGGCAUUGGGUUGCCGAGGGGGAUCUUCCGAUUGUUGCUUCACAUGGGACGGAGAUUGAAGUUUAUAAAUCACUUGAUCCAGCUGUCCGUAUUAUCAUCUUAAAAGCAUUAUGUGACAUUCGUGUUGAGCAAGAAGAUAUCCGAAAUUAUAUUGACAACUCAAUUAAACAUGGCGCUCCACUUUCAACAUUCCGUAAAGAGCGUAUUGGAGGUGAUUCUAAUGGAAUUUCUUAUUGGUAUGAAGAUGACCCGGUGAUUGGUCAUAGGUUGUAUAGAGAAAUAAGGAAAACUGAAGUGAUUCAACCAAGGAAAGGGAGAUCAAGAGGUUCCCAGAUUCUUUCUAGUACGUCAUAUCAAUGGGAAGCAGUUGCUACCAACUUUGAUGAGUUUCAAGAUGUUUCUGAGAAGCUUUUCUCAAGUAAAAACAGAACAGAGACUUCGGUGGGAAAAAAGCUGAAGAUAGACAUGCUUCCUGAAAUUGAGAAAGUUCACAAGAAAAAAGAGAGAUUGCUGAAAAAGCAGCACAGAGAAGCUCUUCUUCUUGAUAAUUACUUGGUUGCUGACGCGCUUUCCUCUGGGCGUGCACUUCGUGACAGAAAACCCGUGACUUACACUUUCGAUGAUUAUGAUCGGUCCAUCAACGAGGCAAUAAAAGUAACCAAGCGGAAACAGUCAUCCCCAGAACCUAUGCCCAGGAGAGAACCAGUACCAAAGCCUGAAGUUUUGACUAAUGGGAACCAUGGUCCUUCACAUGCUGCUGCACAAGAGCAGAAUUUUACUAUCUCAUCUCCAGAAUCACUUGACUCUGAUGAUGAUGAUGAUGAUGAUGAAUAUGAUAAUACUGACAAUUUGGACCGAAGUGGUCGUCGAAGAAGGAAACCUAAGCGGUAUUCAGAGAAUGAGUUUGUUGAAGAAGUAUCAGAUUAUGAGCCAGAAUUUGAAAGUGAUGAUGAUAUUGUUGGAGAGGUUGUAUAUGAUGAAGAAUAUCUCAAGAAACGUAAGCAGAGAAGGAAGCAUUCUAGCAGCUCUGAAGGAGAUGAAGAAUAUCAAUGGGAUGAUGAUAAUUUAGAAGAUGAAGAAGAGGAGGAGGAGGAUGAAGACGACGACUCGGCAAGCAUGAGUGAGGAUAGUGACAAACCCCGCAAAGCCAAACGAUUGCCUGGCCGAACUAGGAGGGAAACUAAACUCAGGUCUGUGGGUGAGAUUCAAUCAAGUCCAAGACGCAGUAAGAGGGCAACUAGAAAUCGUAUAAAUUACAAACAGUACGAGUUGUCGGAUUCAGAAACCGAGUUCACCAAACCCGAGAAAUCUAAUGCAUCAGCUGACCACUCAGAUCCCAGUGAGAAUGAAAAUGAGAAUGAUAACGCGAAUGAUAAUGAGAAUGGGGAAUAUAUGAUGGAAAGUGAAGAUUCAGAUAGCGUUGAAGACGGAGAUCAGGAAAUGAGAGAAAUGAAAGUAGACGAGCCUGUUAGUGUUCCUUACCCUGCAGUAGAAGAGAAUGAACAGAAUCACCCUCCUGAAAAGUCAAGUAGUCCUCCUGGUCAAGAAGAAGUCGAGGGCACGGGAAAGAGACGUUUCCUUGAUUUGAAUGAGCUUGCCCCUAGUCCUGGAUUUGACGAUGGUCCAAAUACAAUAAUGAAAGACGAAGACAAUGAUUACUGA